AUGACGAAUUUCGAAUCGCAUUCCAAUCGUCAGCAGAAACUUCGAAAAUGGAUUCGUGAUCUUAACUUUUUCCCAUCAAUUCCGCCGACAACAGAUCCUUAUCAGCUCAAAACUCAACGCAUAUCAACACGCUUAUUCAUCGUCACGUUCAUCUCAUCUUUAGUCAUUCUUCUUUUAUACACAUCAUUAGCCACUGUUACUGAAGUUGCCACCGUUCCAACACCAACUCUUGAUCAAUAUAACGAUCUAUACGAUAAAUAUUCUGAAACUCUCAGUUGUCCCUGUUCACAAAUAUCCAUUCCGAACAAACAAUUGAUGACGAUCAAUUAUACUCUACACCAAGUUUGCUCUAGCAGUUUUAUUUCGAACGACUGGAUCGAUCAGUAUGAACAAUUCUCGUUAAAUUCACAAUACUUCUUUUUCGACUUUCGAUAUAUGAUCACUUUUACCUUUGAAAGUUUGGCAACUCUCUGCAAGUUGAUCAGGCAAACAAUUUCCAGCGGUCUCACUCGGUUUUACACCGGUCAAUAUGUCACUACAGAUGUGACAUCAAUGAAGGUGUUUGAAACGCAAAUGACAGUUCUCUUUGAUCAAUUCAAGUCAUCUUUGGUUGCUCGCUUUCUAUCAUCCUUACAUAUUAUUCGAAAUAUUACGCAAGCCAAUUUUCUAGUCACAACACUACCUCUGAAUGGCUAUCUCGUCGCGUCGUAUAGUGAUAUGGGCUAUGCAACAUAUACGAUGCAUAUUGGCGCUUGUGCAUGUGCAGAGCAGGCAACGUGCACUAUACCAGCAGCUAUCGUUGGAACCUAUGCUCAACCACUGUAUUUCAUUGAUGGUGUAUCCAUUGGAUGCUACAUGCUUGAGGGAUUGCUGCAGUCAAGUUUUAAAUGUUUCUAUGAUCAAGCAUGUGUUCAACAAGUCUUUACAUAUUUCAAUCCGGAUUAUCCUAUCAACAUCACACUACUGAACGCAUCUGCCGUAAGUCGAUUCCCAAUUAACACUACUAUCGGCGAACUGCUGAAUGAAUUCAUGGUAGAACGAUGGACUGUGUUGCCAGAGUUCGCCAACUAUUUCAAUGAAUGCCGACCAGAGAAGUGCACCUAUAUAGAGAAAACGAAGCACAAUCUAAUUUAUAUUAUAACUACAGUGAUCGGUUUAGUCGGCGGGUUAGCGACAGCGUUGAAGUUGAUUAUUCCGGUUGCGGUGAAAUUAGUUCGACGGAAGAAAACACAAAAAAAUGCAAGGAAAGACCACACGAGGGAAGCCAUACGAGUUUUGUUCAAAAAAUAUGCACGAAAAUCUCUUCAUUUUAUUUGGCACCUCAACUUUUUCCCAUCAAUUCCGCCGACAACAGAUCCUUAUCAGCUCAAAACUCAACGCAUAUCAACACGCUUAUUCAUCGUCACGUUCAUCUCAUCUUUAGUCGUUCUUCUUUUAUACACAUCAUUAGCCACUGUUACUGAAGUUGCCACUGUUCCAACGCCAACUCUUGAUCAAUAUAACGAUCUAUACGAUAAAUAUUCUGAAACUCUCAGUUGUCCAUGCUCGCAAAUCUCAGUUUCGAACGAACGGUUGAUGAAUGUGAGUUAUACCAUACAUCAAAUUUGCUCAAGUAGUUUUGUUUCGCCUUUAUGGAUUGAGUAUCUCCAUGAAGUAUCUGCACAGUCCAAUUGGGACACUCAGUACAUAUCUACAUUUACUUUUCAAACUUUAGCAUCGUUAUGUGAACUUGCCAGCGCGACGAUUGCGAACAGCAUCGUCGAGUUCUAUAACAAUCAAUAUGUGGCUGCUGAAGUAGGAACAUUCAAACAGUUUCAAGCGCAGACAGCAAAUCUAUUUGACGAAUUUCGAUUGUCAACGAUUGCUGACUUUUUGACGUCAUUGCGAGUCAUCCAAGAUACUACUCAGAGUAACUUCUGGCUCUCAUUGUUUCAAUCCAAUGCCCGUCUACCUUUUCUUAAUGGCACCUCCGAUAUCAUUUUAAUUCCGACUGGAUACGGUGGUUGCUCAUGUAUUCAGCAAUCAUCGUGUUCUGCGCCGGCUCCCGUCAUUUCAUAUACUGAUGGCUCGAUCAUAUAUGUGGCUCCAGGUAUAUAUGCUGGAUGCUACAUGCUAGAAGCUCUGCUACAAUCGAAUUUCCAAUGUUUCUAUGAUCAAGCAUGUAUUCGGGAGUUCUUAACCUAUUUGUACUCGGACUACCCUAUCAACAUCACACUACUGAACGCAUCUGCUGUUAGCCGAUUCCCAAUUAACAGUACUGUUGGUCAAUUGUUGGAUGAACUCAUGGUAGAACAAUGGAUUAUGCUACCAGAGUUUGCCAACUAUUUCAAUGAAUGCCGACCAGAGAAGUGCACCUAUAUAGAGAAAACCAGGCACGCUCCUAUUUACAUUAUAACUACAGUGAUCAGUUUAGUCGGUGGGUUAGUGACAGCGUUGAAGCUGAUUGUUCCAUUUGUGGUGAAAUUAGUUCGCAGAAGAAAAACACAAACAAGUACAGAAAGAGGAACCAGUGGGUGUUCGAUUCGAGUUUUAUAUAGUGAUUACAUGCCGAAGCUUCUAUGGUUUAUUUGGCACCUCAACGUUUUCCCAUCAAUUCCGCCGACAACAGAUCCUUAUCAGCUCAAAACUCAACGCAUAUCAACACGCUUAUUCAUCGUCACGUUCAUCUCAUCUUUAGUCAUUCUUCUUUUAUACACAUCAUUAGCCACUGUUACUGAAGUUGCCACCGUUCCAACACCAACUCUUGAUCAAUAUAACGAUCUAUACGAUAAAUAUUCUGGAACUCUCAGUUGUCCCUGUUCACAAAUAUCCAUUCCGAACAAACAAUUGAUGACGAUCAAUUAUACUCUACACCAAGUUUGCUCUAGUAGUUUUGUCUUCAAUCAAUGGAUAGACUAUCUUCUUUAUUCACGUGAGGAUGAUUUCUUAUAUCGUCUCGAUUUUCGAGUGAUCGGCACACACAUAUUUCAAACCUUAGCAUCCCUCUGUGAACUAGUAAACGAAACGAUAGUGAAUAGCGUGACUGAAUUCUAUAAUAACAAAUACGCGACGAUGGAGGUGGCAUCCUUCGACGUCUUUCAGAAACAAACAGAUACUCUGUUUGAUCAGUUCCGAUUAUCAACGAUUGCUGACUUUCUCUCAUCAUUACGCAUCGUUAGAGACACUUCGCAAAUCAAUGGUUUGCUGUCAGCACUGGAAACGAACGGAGUACUUCAACUUCCUGCCGAUGGACAGAUGGUCACUGUGGAGUUUGUCAGUUACAAUGGUUGCCGUUGCGUCAACAGUCCUGAGUGUGUCGAACCAGUAUCGAUAAAUAAUGGAAUUACCGCUGAUCCUAUAUUCGUAGUUCCUGGCAUGUUCAGAGGUUGUCAGAUUAUCGAAGCUUUACUACAAUCAAAUCUCGCCUGUUUCUACGAUGAAUUUUGUUUGAAAGAACUUAUGCUACACAUAAAUUCAAGUUUAUCAGUGAAUGUGACAAGAAUGAAUGCGUCUGCCGUCAGUCGAUUCGCGGUCAAUAAUACGGUUGGUGAAUUGUUAGAUGAACUAUUAGCAGAAGACUGGACUAUGGUACCGGAAUUCGCUAACUAUUUCAAUGAAUGUCGACCAGUAGAAUGUACUUAUUCACAUGAAACAAGAAAUGAUUUUAUCUACAUAGUAACGGCGCUGAUUGGCACGAUAGGUGGCUUGAUAACGGCCUUAAAGUUAAUUAUUCCAACGCUAGUUCAUCUUAUACGGUAUAUCUAUAAAAAAAGAACUCAAAUCAAUCCUCAAAGUGUCUCAGUUGCAAACAAAGGACAGAAUCAUUUGCAAGAUAUCGAAGUAGCGGAUGUAUUUUAUUAG
This is a messenger RNA of Adineta ricciae, 3840 nucleotides long. The record is from the annotation of a GenBank genome assembly. NCBI's taxonomy places the organism in Eukaryota, Metazoa, Rotifera, Eurotatoria, Adinetida, Adinetidae.